Messenger RNA from Opisthorchis viverrini, 663 nucleotides. RefSeq lists its product as hypothetical. The transcript has a single exon. The coding region runs from base 1 to 663 and encodes 220 amino acids. Lineage: Eukaryota; Metazoa; Platyhelminthes; Trematoda; Opisthorchiida; Opisthorchiidae. The record is from RefSeq and is a predicted model, not a curated record.
AUGGAGAAGCGCUACAAAUCAUUCGCUUGCUGCAUCAAGUCCUGGCCGUUCGUUCUGGUCACCCUGUGGUUCAUGUUCGGCCUACUUCGUUUCUGUUACUUCCUCACGCAGAUGGGUCAACAAAUGGUCUUUCUAUUUGGCGAUGACAAGGACACCAUCAACGACAUCGUAUCGGUUUCUUCUGCCUUGCUAAUGUGUGGUUUCCUCGUCUCGCCCGUUUCGGGAGUGAUUCUGGACAGUUCCAGGGCCUACUUUCGACGAUAUAUGAUGCGGCGCCUGAAAGAGGGUGACCUGACGGAUGCCGAAUUGUACUGGAUCAGUCUGCGUAGUAUCGCUCCAGCGUUUAUUGUUUUGGCUUUUGCCGCUACGAUUCUGAGUGGACUCAACUUUAUCAAAUCAAAGAUCACCUACUACAUCGCUUUCAUAUUUUUUGUCAUUUUGCGUUCCUUGUUGUUCAGCGCUUCCGUGAACUUUGUACUCAUCGCCUUUCCAAUUCAACGGUUUGGCACAGUGAACGGGUUGAUCAACACUAUUGGCGGUAUCUUUAGUCUCAUCCAGUACGGAGUGAUUCGUAUGGGGGCUAUUCCAGGGAACGCCCUGAUUACGUCACUGAUGAUCUUUCUCUUUAUUUCACCAGUGAUACUUUUUGUCAAGCGUCAUUGA